CCAUCUUGUUUCCAUCUCAACCAUAUUCAAUUUUGUGCUCUAUAUUGGUAAUUAAUGUGUAAUCACACAGUUUUUUUGUAAUGAAAAUUUUGAAUUCCCUGAGAAAAAAAUAAAAAAUAAAAAAUAAAAAAUAGAACUGGAAAGGAAAAGCAAAUUAAAAAGAGUUUGUUAAACCGCAAGUUAUAGUUUGGUAGGCGUGGAAACCCAAAACCCAUCCCAGCCCGGCACACCAAUUUCUUCUUCUUCGUCUUCUUCAAUUGGUGUCUGUAAAAAUCAGUGAAUUAUAUGAUAUUGUAGUAUUGUUUUGAGAAGAAGGAUAACAAGCAAUUGAAGCAAAAAAUGGCGGCCAUGGCGUCGCUGGUGAAUGGGGAGAGAGCCGUGGUCCUACUUUUCAUGGUUCCCGUCCUCUCUUCUCUCCCUUCCUCUCUCCUCUGCCAUGGCUUCGCCCUCUUUCUCCUCGCCCUCUCUGCCCUCUUCCUCGAUAUCCGCGCCGAUAAUUUCAAUUCCUUCGCUCUUUUUAAAACCAGGCCAGGUGCUUCGUCAGGUAUACUGUUAGGAGCAGUUACGAUGCCUACUGUUAUGAUGUCAAAGUUGAUACAAAUGGCGAGGGCAGUCUCAUUGAAGGAAGUUGGAAUUGAAGAGUUUGAACAUCUGACAAUGCAGUACUGGGCUACUUCUGCAUGCUGCUUAAGCGUGCUUAUAUUCCUCUGCAUAAUUUUAUGGCGUGCACCUGAGAAUAGGCAUCCACGUGUUUGGGAUGCAAAGUUAAGUUUAAGUUGCAUGGUCUUAUAUAUAGCACUCUGCUGUGUGUCCCUUGGUACAAUAUCUGUCACUGGAUUCCACACAACAUUGAAGUUACUGUGGAUGCUAUCUCAUGGAUUUGCGGCUGUGAAAUUAAUUCAGCAUCUUCUGAAUACUUUUCCAUCUUGUGCUUCCAUUGGGGAAGCUCUUUUGGUGACUUCUGGCCUUGUUCUAUAUUUUGGUGAUAUGAUGGCAUUGACCAUAGUGAAGUUGUCUGGGUUCUUGUUUACAUCUGAGGUGGUACGAUAUGGAAGUAAAAGAAGUGAGAUAGGCAUUAUUAUACAGGGGAUGCUGCUUGGCCUUCUUCUUUUUACAGUGGUCUUUAAAUUUUUUCUCCAAGUUUUGGAAUGGUCCUUAAAGACUGCCUCAUCUGAAUCAAGGAAAUACGAUGAGAUCUGGAGAUCUCUUAUAUUCUUUGCAUCCCUUGGAUUUAUCAUGAUAGUGGUCAUUCCAUCAUGGAUGCAAUUUGUUCUGGAUUUUCAUAUGCAUCCUUUAUUAUGGAUACUUUCAUUCAUCUUUUCGGAACCAUAUAAAAGAAUAUCUUUAUGCAUCUACUGGGUUUGUGUGAUAUAUGUAUCUGUUCUGAGAUUUUAUAACAUUUCAAAGAAUAGCAAGAUUGAGAGGAUUCUUUUGAGGAAAUACUACCAUCUUAUGGCUGUUUCAAUGUUUCUUCCUGCUCUUAUCUUCCAGCCAAAGUUUCUUGAUCUUGCAUUUGGGGCGGCUUUUGGAAUUUUCUUGGCAUUGGAAAUUAUUCGAGUAUGGAGAAUUUGGCCUUUGGGACAGCCUAUUCAUCAAUUUAUGAAUGCUUUCACUGACCAUCGUGAUUCUGAUCUACUUAUUGUUAGCCACUUUUCACUCUUAUUGGGAUGUGCACUUCCUAUUUGGAUGUCUUCUGGGUACAAUGAUCGUCCCCUUGCUCCUUUUGCUGGAAUCUUGAGUCUUGGGAUUGGAGAUACAAUGGCAUCAAUGGUUGGCCACAAGUAUGGUGUCCUCAGGUGGAGCAAAACUGGCAAGAAAACCAUUGAAGGUACUGCAGCUGGUAUAACAUCUGUUUUGGCGGCUUGUUCAGUUCUUCUUCCACUUCUAGCAUCUACUGGAUAUAUUUUUACAGAGCAUUGGUUCUCGCUUAUCCUAGCCGUGACGGUUAGUGGCUUGUUGGAGGCCUACACAGCUCAACUUGAUAAUGCUUUCAUACCACUCGUCUUCUACAGUCUACUAUGUUUGUAAAACAUGUACUUUUAACAACCAACAUGAACAGCUAUAGGAGUCGAGCCCCAUAGAAAAGCAACCCCCUAGAAUUUCCAUGACUCAAAAAUCAUGUGCUUCCUUUGAGCACUUCAUUUUUUUCUGGUAGAUAUGACUAAUAUGCUGGUGGAGACCAAUAAACAUCCUGUUCUAUGUUAUUCUGCUUCACUACUUGGGAUGGGUUUUGCAUCGGGUUUCUGGGUAAACGUUUUUCCUGAUAACAUUUCACCAUACAUGUACGAUUUACUUACAGUGAAAGAAUACAAGAAAUACUCAUUUUUCCCUCUC
Molecule: messenger RNA, 2334 nt
Organism: Ziziphus jujuba (common jujube)
Lineage: Eukaryota; Viridiplantae; Streptophyta; Magnoliopsida; Rosales; Rhamnaceae
Product: dolichol kinase EVAN
Exons: 14
Coding region: 340-2028 (562 amino acids)
Biological process (GO): dolichyl monophosphate biosynthetic process
Cellular component (GO): endoplasmic reticulum membrane
Molecular function (GO): dolichol kinase activity
Source: RefSeq, a predicted model, not a curated record